AUGAACAAACGUCCUCCCAAGGGAAAGAAAGCCGCCCCUGCCCCGUUCCCCGCUGGGAAGGGUAGCAGCAAGAAGGCCCCCAAGAACCCUCUCAUCGAGAAGCGCUCUCGCAACUUCGGCAUCGGCCAGGAUAUUCAGCCUCCUCGCAACCUCUCCCGUAUGGUCAGAUGGCCCGAGUACGUCCGGCUGCAGCGCCAGCGCAAGAUCCUCAACAUGCGCCUGAAGGUCCCCCCUGCGAUCGCCCAGUUCCAGGCCACUCUUGACCGCAACACCGCCGCUGCCGCCCUCAAGCUUCUCAACAAGUACCGUCCCGAGACCAAGGCCCAGAAGAAGGAGCGCCUGACCGCUGAGGCCACUGCCGUCUCCGAGGGCAAGAAGAAGGAGGAUGCCUCUAAGAAGCCCUAUGCUGUCAAGUACGGCCUCAACCACGUCGUUGGACUCAUUGAGAACAAGAAGGCCAGCCUCGUCCUGAUCCCGAACGAUGUCGACCCUAUCGAGUUGGUUGUCUUCCUUCCCGCUCUCUGCAGAAAGAUGGGUGUGCCCUACGCCAUCAUCAAGGGCAAGGCGCGCCUGGGCACUGUUGUCCACAAGAAGACCGCCGCCGUCGUGGCCCUGACCGAGGUCAAGCAGGAGGACAAGAACGAGCUGUCGAAGCUGGUGAGCGCUGUCAACGAGGGCUACGCCGACAAAUACGAGGACCACCGUCGUCACUGGGGCGGUGGCAUCAUGGGCGAGAAGGCCAACAAGAAGGUCGAGAAGCGGAGGAAGGCCCUCGAGCAGGCCAUCAAGAUCUAA
Molecule: messenger RNA, 795 nt
Organism: Cyphellophora europaea CBS 101466
Lineage: Eukaryota; Fungi; Ascomycota; Eurotiomycetes; Chaetothyriales; Cyphellophoraceae
Product: 60S ribosomal protein L8-B
Exons: 4
Coding region: 1-795 (264 amino acids)
Biological process (GO): ribosome biogenesis
Cellular component (GO): ribonucleoprotein complex
Source: RefSeq, a predicted model, not a curated record